AUGUAUGCCAACGGCCUCCCUCGCAACCCCUCGCAGCGCUCGCAGGCCUCGCAGGGCUGGACAGACUCGAACCAGUCGACGCGGAGAAACUCGACCGCCUCGCGCAAGUCCAUACCCGCCGGCGGCCAAGACUGGACACCUCUCGGACGGGGGGUCAUGUCCAGCCGCAACAUCAACACCAACGACAUGGUCGACAAGUACGGCCGGGCGGACGACGAGAAGCCCGCCAGGCCAGACGGGUACGACGCCGAGGUCCCCGGCUUCCAUGAUCCUCAGAGCCAACAGCACGACCACGGGCACGACGACGACCACCACUCGGGCUCGCACGUCGACAUCUACGACCCCAACCGGCCGAAGCUGGGCUUCAAGCAGCGCCUGCACCACUUCACCUGGGCGUGGUACACGCUGCCCAUGAGCACGGGCGGCCUCGCGCUGCUCAUCUUCGCGCAGCCGCACCAGUUCCCCGGCUUGCGCUCCAUCGGCCUCGCCGUCUACAUCAUCAACAUCCUCAUCUUCACGGCCGUCACGGCGCUCAUGGCCGCGCGCUUCCUGCUGCACCCGGGCGACAUGUCGGCGUCCAUCAAGCACCCGCGCGAGGGCUUUUUCGUGCCCACCUUCUUCCUCGCCGUGGCGACGCUCAUCACCAGCACGAACCGCUACGCCAUCCCCGAGAACGACGUCGGGCUCGUCUGGGCCAUCCAGGGCGCCUUCUGGGCCUACGUCGUGGCCACGCUGAUGCUCGCCGUUGGGCAGUACAGCUUCGUCUUUGCCGCGCACAGCUUCGGGCUCAACACCAUGAUGCCCACCUGGAUCCUGCCCAUCUUCCCCAUCAUGCUUUCUGGUACCAUCGCCUCCGUCAUCGCCGCCACCCAGCCCGAGAUCGUCGCCGUGCCCAUCAUCGUCGCGGGCCUGACGUGCCAGGGGCUGGGCUUCUCGGUCGCCAUCAUGAUGUACGCACACAUGGUUGGUCGCCUCAUGCAAGCGGGCCUGCCGAACCGCGAGCACCGCCCCGGUCUGUUCAUGUGUGUCGGUCCUCCUGCGUUUACGGCUUUGGCCGUCAUCGGCAUGGCGAAUGGGCUGCCCAAGAACGUGGACCCGGAUAUGGACGGGCGCCUAUUUGACCAGGGCAUCAUCCGCACCAUCGCCCUCAUGAGUGCCAUCUUUCUUUGGUCUCUCAGCCUAUGGUGGUUCGGCAUCGCCUUUGUCGCCGUCGUCCAGUCGCCGCCCAAGUACUUUCAUCUCGGCUGGUGGGCCAUGGUCUUCCCCAACACGGGCUUCAUCCUGGCCACCAUCACCAUCGCCAACGAGCUGGGUAAUGAAGGAGUAAAAUGGGUGGCGACGGGAAUGAGCAUUCUGCUGCUAAUCACCUACUUCUUUGUCUUUUACAAUCACGUCCGGGCUGUCCUGUCGCAGGACAUCAUGUACCCUGGCCGAGACGAAGACGUCGAGGACCAUUGA
This is a messenger RNA of Purpureocillium lilacinum, 1458 nucleotides long. RefSeq lists its product as uncharacterized. Gene Ontology annotation, cellular component: membrane. Lineage: Eukaryota; Fungi; Ascomycota; Sordariomycetes; Hypocreales; Ophiocordycipitaceae. Gene Ontology annotation, molecular function: malate transmembrane transporter activity. Gene Ontology annotation, biological process: malate transmembrane transport. The record is from RefSeq and is a predicted model, not a curated record.